This is a messenger RNA of Saitoella complicata NRRL Y-17804, 1240 nucleotides long. RefSeq lists its product as uncharacterized. The coding region runs from base 317 to 1189 and encodes 290 amino acids. The transcript has a single exon. The record is from RefSeq and is a predicted model, not a curated record. NCBI's taxonomy places the organism in Eukaryota, Fungi, Ascomycota, Saitoellomycetes, Saitoellales, Saitoellaceae.
GCAUUCUUCGUUAUCACCCCUGGAGCCACUGUUCCGGUCAGUUGCCCAAUGUACACCUGCAUUUAGGUUCGAUCAGGUGGAUGUUGUUACCCAUCGUAAUAAUCUGCAAAAAAUACUCAGCCCAAACAAGAAUCAUCGAAAAUAUCGCAUCUACAUUGAGCUAGUAGGACGGACGCUGUUGUGUGAACGAUGGGACGGCAGGGUCACUGGCGCUGGAAAGGGAUAUGGUCACGCUUUCGAGAAGCGUGUUACACGAGGGUUGCCUGAAGCGGAAUCAUAUCACCGGGUUAUCACGUACAAUUGCGGCGGCCUCAAGAUGGUGGUCCGCACCGAAGUGGAUGCUGUCAACCCUGAUCCAAACGUUCCUGACACCACUCCUAUCUUACCCACGACCACCGCCCUUGGAUUUGAAGGCACGACUCUUCAGUGCCUAGCAUCGGACAAUGCUAUUCCUCAGCAAAGUCGUGUUGCCGAGUUAAAGUGCUUUUACGAUAGAAACCCUUGGGAAGCGAGAGACACACUGCAAUGCGUGCUGGGUCGAGUCCCCACCGGCUAUUGUGCGAGACAUCUAUCAAGUCGCAUGGGGGAGAACUUUAUGGCUGAUAUUCAGAGGAUUGACGAACAUCAUUUCAGUGCGAUGGACUUCAUUGAUCCGGUGAUUGGGUCGCAGUUACGCAACUUCUUCGGCGCAAUUAGGAAAGUGAUGGCCAAGAGGGGAGUCAGCAAGACCGUACUGAUUGGCGAUUUGAAGGCAGGGAUUCAGCUACACCCGAUGGGACGGGAUAGGCGGGCAGCGCUUCCCGGGUCUUUAGUGGCAAGGAUGUUGGAAACUCCCUCCAAGCCAGAAGACAAGAAGAAUGGGAAGGCGACGGAAGUAGACGUCUCCACCGACAAAACUAACAAGGUUCCUUGUUCUGGGACGCCAAAACCUCAGCAGACGAAGGUGGCGAACGAGCCUGUAACAUCUUCGGGAGGCAAAUCCAAUUCGCGAACCCCGUCAAAGAGGAAAGCUGAGGGUGAGGCCGACGAAGAAGCCCCGGAGAGCAAGAAGGCAAAGACAGGGGACGAUGACGAUGAUAAGAUCGAGGAGAAGCAGUGCACCAGAACCGUGAAGAUGACCCGUUUUAAGAACAAUCGUGAGGUUCAUGAAUGGGAGGAAAGGGGGAAAAAAGAGGUCUGGAGAAAGUGAGAAGGUUGUGGAGGAGAAGGUUGAUGAUGGUUUAUGUUUGGCGUUCCGCUC